AUGCCGCCACGAGUAGGACUCCGUUCCCGCCGGGACCCUGACGCCCAGCCGCAGUCUGAUGCCGACUCGAUAGCCACGCCCUCGCGAAAGCGCAGACGGGUGAGCAGCGCUGUCCCUGAACACUCGGGGCACAUAUACUCACUCGAUCAGCUCAACGGCAACGAACCUGCGCCUGUCCCUGUGACCGCCGACCCUCCACGCGCGCGCAUCACCGAGUCUGUUGCCAGCAAUGACAGCAACACCACCCUCCCAAACGCCGACGACGAAGACCCCGUCGAGAGGCAGAACCGCAUCAUUGCUGCCCUUGGUAUUCCUUCGACUUACACGCCGAAUGCCGCCAUCGACUAUGCAAACGACCUGCAGGCCCGCAAGAACGAGGGCCACAACAUCGCCGCUUUUGCAAAGAUAGCUGCCCGCGACUGGUGCUUCUUCGUCCAGGAAACUAGGAUCCUCAUCGGGCGUGCAGACUCGUCCGUCCGCCCACAGCCGCCCAGCUCCCAGGCAGACAUCCCUGGUCUCCCUCAGAGUGAGGCCCAGUCGGUCUCAAACUGGGGAGUGCACAUCGACCUAGGCCCUGAACGCCAGGUAUCGCGCAUACAUGCUGAGAUCUUUUUCGACUCAGCAGACCAAAAGUGGUACAUCGUGGUGAACAGCCGCAAUGGUCUCAAGCUGGACGACGUGCAUGUGACCAAGGGCCAAAUGGAAAUGCUGCAUUCGGGUAUCUGCAUCAGUAUCAUGGGUACCCAGAUGCUGUUUCUCCUCGCCAGCCAAGAAGAUCAUUUCCAUCCAAUGCUUCUGCGACAAGCGAAUGGAGAAGAGGCUGGAGAGUCUGACAACGAUGGCAAUCCACCCCCAAGAUCACAUCAAAACAUACCCCCCAGCGGUCCUACACCGAAGCGCGAGCAGUACGAUCCGUUCCCACCGUCCUCACACCCGCGAAAUCGCGAGAACAAGCACCAGUCGUCACAAGCCUACUACAACCCGAUGACAUCAACUCCAGGCUGUCCACCGCCUGGUACGCCUAUGACGUUUCAGCCAGGUACUGGCCCCCGUAGCAAAGGCUCCCCUGCUACCUUCUCUCGCGGCGUCGUCAUUGACUCCACCGACGAGGUUGACUAUAGCCAUGACCAGGCCAAGGACAUCAAGCCACCGUACAGCUAUGCACAGCUGAUUGGCCAAGCCAUCCUCAGCAACGACGAGGAGAUGCUGACGUUGGCGAACAUCUACGACCACAUCAAGUCGCGGUAUGCCUUCUUCCGGUUUACCAACGGCGGCUGGCAGAACAGCAUCCGCCACAACCUGUCCCUCAACAAAUCAUUCGAGAAGGUUGCACGUCGUACAGAUGAACCUGGCAAGGGUAUGAAGUGGAAGAUUGCCGACUCAGAGCGUGAAGAGUUCAUUAGGAAGCAGCUGCUGAAUCCUCGCAAAGGUGGCGGGAUAGCCAUCGGUUUCCGCCCUGAUGGCUCUGGCCCCAGCUCGCCUGCACUCGGAAACCCAUCUCAAGCCACAGAACGCCUGAUCGGUGCACUCGACCGCGAUCCUCGGCACCAAGGCGCUCGCAUGAAGUCCCCGCCCCGUUCAGCAACACCGCCUUUAUCAUCUGUGCCCGUGGCCAACGAGUCGUUUACGCCUGAUCGUGGCUCUCGUCCAUUUGGCGCUCUGAAGCAAUCGCCCAACAUCCGGGAGAUGAACCAUUUCGUCACACCUGCCAAACGGCUCAUUUACGGUGGCAUCGACGGUCGUCCCCCUCCAUACAUAAAGACUGAAGAGCCCAGAUCGCAUCUUGAAUCAUCGCCUGGCGUCGAUCCUGUCAAGCCAAUGGUCCAAGGCCUCGGGCUCUCAGGUCUGAAAAGCGAAGCAGCAAAUUCCCCUCCUACUCUCUACUCUGACGCAACCACAAGUAACAUUCAGGGCAAUCACGACACAGGUCGGAUGAACAAUGCCCUAGUCACGCCACUAGUAACCCGCCAUGCACCUCGUCUCGCGCCUCCCAGCACCGCCCAAAUGCCCAGCCAGUACAUGAACUUCUCCAGUCCGGCACCGUUCUGGAAGUUUGUCGAUCUGCCUAGCACACCUGCAAAGUUUCCCAUCGAUCUCAGUCCAACCAAGAUGCACCACGACGAGAAGGACAACGAUGAGGAGCUCGCUCAGCCCAGUUCACCCCCGAUGUUGCCUGAGGAUGAUCGCAGUGCUGAGCCCGAGGAUCAGGAAGCUUCAGAUGACAAGCCGGGCGACGACGACGAUGUUGGACCCGAAAGCCCAAGCAGGACUGUCUCGCGACCGGUGAGUCGCCGCGACCUGGGUGGCAGCCAGCGCUCGAGGAGCAAUUCGAACGUCAAUGCUCUUGGACCCAGUGGGCUGGGUGGCAUGGUCAGGGGAGCGAGUCUGACAAGCUUCGAGGAGGAGCAGGAGCCUGAGGAAGAGAGCUAUGAUUUGUCCAAGGGCUUUCAAAAGAUUGGAUCGUUCCAUCACAGCAUGGCUCAAGCUCACGGAGUCGUCGGCCGCUCUGCCAUUUAG
This is a messenger RNA of Ascochyta rabiei, 2517 nucleotides long. Its product is annotated as transcription factor. Gene Ontology annotation, molecular function: DNA-binding transcription factor activity, RNA polymerase II-specific; protein binding; RNA polymerase II cis-regulatory region sequence-specific DNA binding. Bases 1 to 2517 code for a protein of 838 amino acids. The record is from RefSeq and is a predicted model, not a curated record. Gene Ontology annotation, biological process: regulation of transcription by RNA polymerase II. The transcript has 2 exons. NCBI's taxonomy places the organism in Eukaryota, Fungi, Ascomycota, Dothideomycetes, Pleosporales, Didymellaceae.